AUGAAUCGGGAAACAAUUAACGCGGAGAAGUACUCGCUACUUCAAUUAAAAGCGUGGUGCACGGCAGUGGGGCUCAACGCUAGUGGAGCAAAAGCGUCGCUGGCUGCACGACUUAGCGAGCUGUCGGCAGAAGCACGGGGCUUGUGUCCAGGAGCCAUUGACGUGCCUGGAGGUGAUAGUGUGCCAGAAAAACGCGGCGCGAAAGCUACGGUGCCACCAAAUAUCGAUGGAGGCAAUGGUACAGCCAAAGAAAAAAAUAACGGCGAAGGUGCUGGCAAUGGUGCGAAUAGCGGCGAUGGACCAAACAACGGCAACGACGCGAAUAACGGCGAGGGAUCAACCAAUGACAAAGGUGCGAAUAACGGCGAUGGUGAGCGUGGCAACGAUGGAGCGAAUAACGACGAUGAUGGCGAUUUUACAAAUGAUAGCAACGGCGCGAAUAACGAUGGUGCGUCUAACAACGAUGGUGCGUCUAACAACGAUGAUGAUGUGGUAGAGAGUAAGACGAAGAAGAAGAAGAAUAGGAGGAAACAGCCGGAGCAGAAGAAAGUGAAAUUGAAAGCGCUCUUAUUAUACAAAUAG
Molecule: messenger RNA, 582 nt
Organism: Rhagoletis zephyria (snowberry fruit fly)
Lineage: Eukaryota; Metazoa; Arthropoda; Insecta; Diptera; Tephritidae
Source: RefSeq, a predicted model, not a curated record